UCCUCCACCCUGAGGACCACCGGGCCUCGUGUCCUCCACCCUGAGGACCACCAGGCCUCAUGUCCUCCACCCUGAGGACCAUCGGGCCUCGUGUCCUCCACCCUGAGGACCACCGGGCCUCAUGUCCUCUUUCAUGAAAAUUACUGUGAAUUUAUGGUUUUCGUCCUUUAUUUGAAUUUCUGGCCAUUUGGAUUGAUCUCCAUAAUUGCCGGCAAUAUCUUUACGGUUUACGAUCUGGAGACCAUCUAAACUGGGAGAGUUUGUGUUGGUGGUUUUUGUCGGACUCCUCAUCCACGGGUGCGUCGCUCUCCCGGCGUUGCACUGCCUGAUGGUGAGACGUAACCCGUGGCUUUUCAUCAAGGGCGUUCUCCCUGCCUUAUGGACUCCUCUGAUGAUCUCCAGCUCGGCCAUGUCGUCCAUCGCUCUACGAUGCUGUGGAGAGAAACGACGUGGACCCGCGAGUCGCCCACUUCUUGCUGCCCAUCGCGGCCACCGUCAACAAGGACGGGUCAGCCCUUUACGACGUGGUCGCCGUCGUGUUCCUCGCCCAGCUCAGCGGCAUCGAACUGAGCUUGAGCAGGAUCAUUGAAAUCAGGUGAGUCGCGGUUAAAUCUCUCUCUUCGGUCCUCGAGUGAAACCGAUGUUAAAAAACCAUCCGUAGUUGCGUUGGUCAGGAAGACGUAAUACGGCAUGUUUAGGACAUGAGAAGAACCGUUUUGCAUGACUGUCUUCAUCAACCGACUCGAGUCGCUCAGUGAGCAGCCGGUGUGUUUCAUCUCCAGGCUCAGCGCAGCAGGGACCCCGGCGACGGGAGCCGUGACCACGCUCUUCGUUUUGGAGGUGGCGGGCUUACCCACAAAGAACGCCUCCAUCUUGUUCGCCGUGGAAUGGAUCCUAGACCGCCUCAACACGGUCGUUAAUGUCUGGUCGGACUGCGUCUGCGUGAAAAUUGUCGACGUCCUGUCCAAAAGGGAACUGGAGGACAUCGAGCAAGAGCAGACGCCGCGUGAUGACGCAGAGGGACGCUUCACGCCGGGGUCAGCAGGUCAGCAGAUCCUGCUUCCCAACUCCCACCUGCCACCGCCACCUGUUCCUCAUUCCCAUCUCAACUCUUACCCCUUUAGUAUUAGUAUUUAGUUUUGUGUUUUAUAAUUAUUAACUCUUACCCCUUUAGUAUUAGUAUUUAGUUCUGUGUUUUAUUAUUAUUAACUCUUACCCCUUUAGUAUUAGUAUUUAGUUCUGUGUUUUAUUAUUAACUCUUACCCCUUUAGUAUUAGUAUUUAGUUCUGUGUUUUAUUAUUAUUAACUCUUACCCCUUUAGUAUUAGUAUUUAGUUCUGUGUUAUAUUAUUAUUAACUCUUACCCCUUUUCCCCUUUAGUAUUAAGUGUUUAAUUGUUUUAUGAAAGUAGAGUGUUUAAUUGUUUUAUGAAAGUAGCGACGGUCCGACUGAGUAGAAACUUCUGCUGAAGACGACUCGACAUUCACGAUGUACCAAAUAACAUCUUCAACAUCUUUAGUUCGUAGUUGAAUAAAUCUUCUUGUCCUAAUUAUGAUGAGGAUUCUGACAUUUCUGUUAUGUGAAUAAACCAAACCAGUCCAAAUGCA
Pseudoliparis swirei is the source of this 1606-nucleotide messenger RNA. Its product is annotated as excitatory amino acid transporter 3-like. Gene Ontology annotation, biological process: L-glutamate transmembrane transport. Bases 721 to 1137 code for a protein of 138 amino acids. Gene Ontology annotation, molecular function: L-glutamate transmembrane transporter activity; glutamate:sodium symporter activity; neutral L-amino acid transmembrane transporter activity. The transcript has 7 exons. NCBI's taxonomy places the organism in Eukaryota, Metazoa, Chordata, Actinopteri, Perciformes, Liparidae. The record is from RefSeq and is a predicted model, not a curated record. Gene Ontology annotation, cellular component: plasma membrane.